AUGUCAAACACCUUCAACAUAGACUCGUUACCUACAAUCCCGUCGUCAUGGACCGCCCCGACGUCUUGCUUCGCCAGUACACUUUAUUACCGAGUGCUCCUCAGCGGUGGCUACUUCAGCAAUUUGUACGGGACGCCCACGCCUGUAUUGACUGGCAAUGUGCCUACAGGCGACUGUUUCCCCCCAUCCUUCACCAUCAACACUCCCUACCAAACGGAUGGUGACUGUCCCUCCGGGUACACCCGUGCUUGUGCCACCGCCGGCCCAGAUAGGUCGGGGAAGCCAGUUAGCACGGUGACGUGCUGUCCUAGUGUUACUGGCAACGCCUUUUCGUUCAUGUGCAAGGACCAUGAGUAUGGCUGCCACGGAACAGGUACUGUCGGCGCUGUGUGGACAGGUGUGAUCACUGACAUUGGAAUACCGACCCCUACGGAAGAGCCAGUGACACGUACACCAUUCACAGUCGAGGGUAUCGAAGCUUGGGGGAUCAAGUUUAUCUCGGUGGCACCAACGACUGUGCCAACCUCCACCGCAACCUCAAGUCUAUCCUUGCCGACGACAACUGCGCCUGCGACAACUGCGCCUGCGACAACCCAAGCUUCGCCCACAGGAAGCCUUCAGAACGACAGCAAUAACUCAUCGGCGGGCCUUUCUACCGGCGCCAUUGUAGGUAUUGCUAUCGGUGCUGCAGCCGGCAAUGGAAUCCUCGCCCUCGUCGUAUACCUCCUUGUCCGCAAUAAGCGCAGGAGACAGAAUAACGGCAACAAUUAUGCCUCGACGACCAACAACCAAAAGCAUUUUUCGUCAAACGAACCUAACGAUCGAUACAACUAUCCUGUGGGCGUCAAUGACGGCAGAAUUCACGAAGCUCCUUUGGGGCCGGGCCAGAGGCAGACAUGGGAGCUGCAGGGUUAG
This is a messenger RNA of Colletotrichum higginsianum IMI 349063, 915 nucleotides long. RefSeq lists its product as uncharacterized. The record is from RefSeq and is a predicted model, not a curated record. NCBI's taxonomy places the organism in Eukaryota, Fungi, Ascomycota, Sordariomycetes, Glomerellales, Glomerellaceae. Bases 1 to 915 code for a protein of 304 amino acids. The transcript is spliced from 3 exons.